CUUCAGUAACGGCAUGACCAUCGAUGGCAACAGCAAGAGACUCUGUUGAUGCUGAUAAAGCAGAGUUGCAGAUUGAUCAUCACAAAUGUGCAGUCGUUGUCAUAAGAUUAGGUAUAUAAGAAGGGCUUCGCUCGACUUAGACAGCACUCAUCAACUUCACUCAACGACGUUCUAUUCACUUUACUUCAACUCUCUAUCACAACUUCAACCAUGCCCUCAAAGCUCAUCGUUAUCCUCGGAGCCACAGGCAACCAAGGCGGUUCCGUCGCCGAAGCCUUCCUCUCCGAACCAGGCUGGAAAGUCCGCGCCCUCACCCGCAACACCUCCAGCGCCAAAGCCCAAGCCUUGUCUUCCAAAGGCGCUGAAGUGGUCCAAGCCGAUCUCGAUGACCCUUCUUCACUCAAUGCGGCUUUUGAAGGUGCUCACGCCAUCUUCGCUGUCAGCGACUUCUGGGGUCUCUAUAACGAGGCCAACAGAUUCAGAACUAAGCCUGGUCAGGCUCUCAAUGACUGGGCUUCUCAGCAUGAGGAGCAGCAGUUGAAGAACGUCAUUGACAUUGCUGCCAAGAUCCCCACGCUUGAACGCUUCAUUCUCUCGUCUUUAUCUCAUUCGGAGAAGUGGUCCAAGGGUAAAUAUACUCGUGUAUACCACUUUGACGGUAAGGCUCGUGCGACAGAGUAUGCCCAAAAGGAGCAUCCUCAUCUGUGGGCCAAGACAAGUGUCUACCAAGCUGGACUUUUUCUAAGCAACUUCAUUCUCUUGCCGCCGAACCAGCCUUUCAAGAACGCCGAGGGAGUUGCUCAGUUCGUCUCAACUCUUGACGUCGACACAAAAUUCCCCUACAUCGCCCCUGAAGAGGACUCCGGUCCAUUGGUCAAGGCACUCAUCAUCGACGAACCCGCAGGUCACAACCUCAUCGGCUACAGAGAGUGGCUAUCCGCCAAUGAGAUCGCUGCUGCCUUCACAAAGGCUACUGGUAUCCCGUCAAAGGCCAUCAAGGACGAUGGCGCAAUCCCCCCCGGUAUAUCCGAUGAGCUGUUGGGCGAGAUGAUUGACUGUUUUGGGUACUUUAAUGAGUUCGGUUACGAGGGUCGAGAUGACCCUACUGUGGUUCAUCCUCGCCAUCUUAAGUCUGCGCCUAAGCUCAGUACUGCUGAGGACUACUUCAAGAGGCAGGACUGGACCAAGGUCUUCGGAUCUUAAGAGAAAACCCCUGAAAGGUAUUGUCUAAAUACUACUGCGAUCACUACAGAAGAUGGACUGUGGAUAUAGUUGUUGCGAAAAGGUUCUUGUUACUUAUGUUAAAUCUCGUAGAGAUCAGCUUGAAUCGAAUUAUGUAUACGCCUU
Fusarium redolens is the source of this 1347-nucleotide messenger RNA. RefSeq lists its product as uncharacterized. The transcript is spliced from 3 exons. Bases 211 to 1203 code for a protein of 330 amino acids. NCBI's taxonomy places the organism in Eukaryota, Fungi, Ascomycota, Sordariomycetes, Hypocreales, Nectriaceae. The record is from RefSeq and is a predicted model, not a curated record.